This is a messenger RNA of Thyridium curvatum, 1083 nucleotides long. RefSeq lists its product as uncharacterized. The record is from RefSeq and is a predicted model, not a curated record. NCBI's taxonomy places the organism in Eukaryota, Fungi, Ascomycota, Sordariomycetes, Thyridiales, Thyridiaceae. Gene Ontology annotation, biological process: protein phosphorylation. The coding region runs from base 1 to 1083 and encodes 360 amino acids. The transcript has a single exon. Gene Ontology annotation, molecular function: protein kinase activity; ATP binding.
AUGCACGAAUCCACGACAGAAGCAACAACUCUCGACAUGGCCAAGGCUCCACACUAUGAUGUUGCCCUUUGGCAAGUACACGAAACCGAAGACGACUGUGACAUUAUCAUCCGAACCAACAAUGGGCGGGCCUUCUACUGCAACAUCUCUCCUUCCCGUUUCCAUCGGUCUCCCCGGGUCACGGAGCAGUACUUCAAUUGUCUAGACCUGCUGCGGUCUGGCGAGGAAGAGAAAGACGAUUUCUACAUGGAAGACGCAUGCGAUUGGCUGUCGAAACCCUUCCAGCCUCUGAUCGCGCAGCUAGCGCCCAGAACGGCGACGAGCAGACGGCCAACCCUCUCACAAUACCUCUUUCCUCCGCAUUUUGUCUGUACCCUCGAGGCCACCGACGAGAAAUUACACCCCCUUCGGCUAAACACUCAGGAGCACGGCUGGUCCAAGCCCAUGAUCAUUUUUAAUGACGACUACCUGAGGGACCUAGACCAGUGGACUCGAUCUUACCACCCAAACGACAUCGAGUUAUGUUACAAUCGUGCCCAAGACGUUCUGAUCAGACGCCCGACAAAAGUAAUGAUUAUAAACGGUAGUGGCGACGAGGGCUACAACAACAGCCCGACCACCUACUUCUUCUUUAAGCGGUUUGAGCUCUCAUUCGGUGCGACGCACGCAAAGGCGGAGCUCAUGACAUGCAAGAAGGUUGCUAUGGCACAUAUACCUCCUCCCCCCGAAGCAUGGAUCUGUCGCCUGCACGGCGUUGUCCGAGACGGAACCAAUUUGUUUGGCAUGCUGUUUACUUGGAUUGACGCAAAGGGCGUGCUGUCAGGAGCAAGAGCUGCUCAGAGCUCGGCUCAGCUAAGAAGACACUGGGCAGCCAGCAUCACGGCAUCACUAGAGAAGCUCCACCAAGCAGGUAUCGUCUGGGGCGACGCGAAAGCCGAGAACAUCCUAAUCGACAGAGAUGACAAUGCCUGGAUUAUCGACUUUGGAGGCAGUUACACCGUCGGCUGGGUUGACAAGGAUAAAGCUGGAACAGUGGAGGGUGAUAGGCAGGGAUUGGCAAAGAUAAUGGAUAUUCUUCACUAA